AUGGGCAAGGUGCGUCUCUUCAAGACGCCGGAGUACAGCGUCAAGCAGCCGCCCGAUCCGGUUGUCUGCAAACCCCCCGCCAACGGGAUCCUGUGCGCGCCCUCGGCCAGCGGGAAGACGGUGCUCUUGGUGUCAAUGAUUCUCGCCCAAUAUCGUGGGUGCUUUGAGCGCAUCUACAUCUUCUCGCCCUCGGUGGAGGUCGACUCCGCCUGGCAGCCCGUCAAGGAGUACAUCAGAGACGAGCUGGGCGUGAACACGGACCGGGAGCAGUGCUGGUGGGAGGACUGGGACGAGGGGGCGCUCCGGAAAAUUAUCGCCGACCAGAAACGCAUCACGCAGAAGUCCAAGGAGCUGGGCCUGAAAAAACUUUACUCUGUUUUGGUGGUCCUUGACGACCAUGCUGAUAACGCCGCGGUGCACCGCAAGACGGGAGACGGCGUUUUGGACACGCUCUUCAUCCGCGGCCGACAUUUCUGCAUCAACACCUGGGUGAGCACCCAGAAGCUGCGUCUCAUGAGCUCCGCCGUGCGGGUCAACGUCAUGUUCUACGCGGUGUUUCGUCUGCGGAACCAGCUGGAGCUGGACGCCCUGGUGGAGGAGCUCUCCGCCAUGCUCCCGAAGGAGACCCUCUACGCCAUGUACGAGGAGGCCACCAGGGAGCCCUACUCGUUCUGGUUCGUGAACCUCCGCGCCCCCAAGGAAGAUAUGUUUUGGGUGCGCUUCGACCGGAAGUGCUGCACCACGACCACGGGCGUCUACGACCCCAGCCGCCACUGGCCCCCGCCCCAGAGGCCACGGCAGGUCUCGGAGGAGUCGGCCACCAGCGAGUUCUCGGCGCGGCGCACGGGGAUUUUCCGCCGUAGAAGAAAGCUCAUGGUGUCUCUGUACGUGGACUCUCGGAUGCGUACACAGGGCACGGACUCCGACUUCUCCUUCGACAUCGGCGAGAGCGUGCACAUCCAGAGCGGGGCCAAGCUGGCCGUCUACAAGGUGCGCAUCGCCGACGCCUUCCUGAGCACGGACCGCGGGACGUUCCUGUACUGGGAAGACGAGGUGGCCGGCACCCUGCACUACGCGGAGCUCCCCGUGGGCGCGUACACGGGCCCUCGGCUGGCCGCGUGGAUCAGCAGCAACUUCGCCGCGGCCACGUACACGGCUGAGACGAACGAGCUGGACGUCACCUACGACGGUGUGCGCCUGAUCCUCAACGACGCCGAGCUCCGGCAGCGCUUCCCGGGCACGGGCUCCUACCCGCCGGGCGCCUCGCCCAGCAAGCCCCUCAGCAUCAACCACCUCCUGGGCCCCAGCUACCUCACGGGCUCCGUGCAGCGCUUCGUCUUCGUGACGAUGAAUCCGUACUCUGAGCUAUACCUCAGGUGCCCGUCGCUGGCCAACGGGGAGACCACGGUCGGCCCGCUGGGGCACGACAUCCUCUGCAAGGUCGUCGUCUCCAAGGGCGUGGGUCAUGUGAUGGAAGCAGAGACGUCGGAGGGCCACUGGGUUCAGCUCCACGGGCCCAUCACGCUGCGCCACUUGCGCUUCAAGCUCACCGACUACCAGGGCAACGUCGUGAACACCAGGGGCACCAGCCCUGCCGAGCCUGCCGCGCCCGACCCCGAGCCCGCAGCAACCCCACUCCCCGCCCCAGCACAGCCCUCGGAGCCGUCGGUGGUUCCCGCUCCCGAGCCGCCGCAGCCGAAGCGAAGAGGCAGGCCGCCGGGCUCCAAGAACAAACCGAAGCCCGCCCCGCCCACCGUGGCGGUGGUGGCCGAGCCUCCGAAGGCUCCUCCGACGGCUGCGCCCGCGCCCGCACAGCCUUCGGAGCCCCCCGCAGCCCCCCAGCAACAGCCAACCGAGCCGGUCCGCAUGACGCCCUCGGAGGCCCGCCACGCCCGGCACCUCUCCCGCGCCGACCGCUUCCACGAGCUCCUGCUCCGCAACACCAUGGAUCUCUGA
Molecule: messenger RNA, 1956 nt
Organism: Symbiodinium natans
Lineage: Eukaryota; Dinophyceae; Suessiales; Symbiodiniaceae
Source: the annotation of a GenBank genome assembly